Drosophila grimshawi is the source of this 990-nucleotide messenger RNA. Its product is annotated as telomere length and silencing protein 1 homolog. NCBI's taxonomy places the organism in Eukaryota, Metazoa, Arthropoda, Insecta, Diptera, Drosophilidae. Gene Ontology annotation, cellular component: spliceosomal complex. The coding region runs from base 57 to 959 and encodes 300 amino acids. The transcript has 3 exons. The record is from RefSeq and is a predicted model, not a curated record. Gene Ontology annotation, biological process: mRNA splicing, via spliceosome.
CAAAAGUUGCAUUUUGCAUUAUUUUUUUUAAAACAACGCUGCAGCAAAAAUAAAAUAUGCAGACUGACGAUAAAGUUGAGAAUGACGAAGCUGAGAAACCUACAACUGUAGUUUUUAAGAAAUCAUCCCGCAAAAAUCUACGUCAACGCAAGAAUUCUGAUGACGGCGAAAAGGAGGAACAGCUCACUCUGGACGAAAUCAAGGAGCGCCAACGUUUGCGACAGCGUCCCAACGGCGUCAGCCUUGUGGGCCUGGCACUGGGCAAGAAAGUGGCGCCGGAGGAGGAGCUGGCCAUCAAGGAUCCGUUCAAUGUGAAAAUGGGCGGUCUGGUCAAUAUGCAGACACUGAAAUCUGGCAAAAUGAAGGAACCUGAAGAUGCCUACGAUGUGGGCAUCGGUACACAGUUCUCAGCCGAAACAAAUAAGCGAGACGAAGACGAGGAAAUGAUGAAAUACAUCGAGCAAGAGCUCCAGAAGCGCAAAGGUGGCGGAGCCGAUGACAGUACUGAUAAUGCUGAUGAUGGCGAUGCCCAUAAAUAUUUAACGCCCGAGGAUGCGGCUCUCUACGCAUUGCCCGAUCAUUUGCGACAGUCGUCGUCGCACAGAUCCGAGGAAAUGUUGUCGAAUCAGAUGCUAAAUGGCAUACCAGAAGUAGAUCUGGGCAUCCAUGCUAAGAUACGGAACAUUGAGGCAACGGAGGAUGCCAAGCAGAAGCUGCUCCAGGAUGCCAAGAACAAGAAGGAUGGACCCUCGCAAUUUGUGCCCACCAACAUGGCUGUAAACUUUAUGCAACACAAUCGCUUCAACAUCGAGGACAGCAAUGAGCAGCGGCGACGCAAAAGGGAAGAUAAGGAAGCCAAGAACAAAUCUGCGCAACAUCAAACAAAUCCAAAUGGCGUCAAGCGUGCCACAGAUGAUUACCAUUAUGACAAGUUCCGCAAACAAUUUCGCAGAUAUUAAAAAAACAUCAAAUUUUGUAUAUGGAAAAAAA